Molecule: messenger RNA, 1625 nt
Organism: Aspergillus heteromorphus CBS 117.55
Lineage: Eukaryota; Fungi; Ascomycota; Eurotiomycetes; Eurotiales; Aspergillaceae
Product: SPFH domain-containing protein
Exons: 2
Coding region: 47-1315 (422 amino acids)
Cellular component (GO): membrane
Source: RefSeq, a predicted model, not a curated record
CUCCUCCCUGCCACUGAAUCCUCUCGCGGCGCUUGCUCCCACCACGAUGGAAGUCGCCUCCCGGCAAACAACGAGGCUGCUUCGGCCCUCCAACAACCGUCUUCUCCUCUCCAACUCUUGCCUUCCCGCAUAUACCGUCACUACUACCGCCUGCCCGCUAAAUCGCGUCCGUCGGAGAAAUGCCUCCAGCACCCCUCGCAGGUCUGCCCCGGAGUCUCUGCUGCCUCUAGGCUCCUCACACUCCGGCGCACCGCCUACAUAUUUUGCUUCUAGCCAUGCCGCUGCACUUCCUGUCAACACCGUCGUUCGGUUUGUUCCCCAGCAAACGGCAUGGAUCGUCGAGCGGAUGGGCAAGUUCCACCGGAUUCUAGAACCGGGUCUGGCGAUUAUGAUCCCUUUCAUUGAUCGGAUCGCCUAUGUCAAGAGCCUGAAGGAGUCGGCUAUUGAGAUCCCCAGCCAGAAUGCCAUCACGGCCGAUAAUGUUACGCUAGAACUGGACGGGGUGCUGUACACAAGGGUCUUCGACGCAUACAAAGCUAGUUACGGAGUGGAGGACGCUGAGUAUGCCAUCUCCCAGCUUGCGCAAACGACCAUGCGUUCGGAAAUCGGUCAGCUCACCCUGGACCACGUGCUGAAGGAGCGCACAACACUCAACACCAACAUAACAAAGGCCAUCAACGAGGCAGCUCGGGAUUGGGGGGUCGUGUGCCUGCGAUACGAGAUUAGAGAUAUCCAUGCCCCCGAAGGAGUUGUCGCGGCCAUGCACCGCCAGGUGACGGCAGAGCGGUCGAAGCGGGCGGAGAUCCUCGAGUCCGAAGGUCAGCGCCAGAGCGCCAUCAACAUUGCCGAAGGUCGGAAGCAGUCCGUCAUCCUGGCUUCGGAGGCCAUGCAGACCGAGAAGAUCAACCAGGCUUCUGGUGAGGCUGAGGCGAUCCUGCUGAAGGCCCAGGCUACUGCCAGGGGCAUCGAGUGCGUGGCGAAGUCGAUUGAGUCUGGCCAGGAGAACGCCUACGGAGCGGUCAGUCUCAGCGUUGCCGAGAAAUACGUCGACGCCUUCUCCAAACUUGCCAAGGAGGGUACGGCCGUGGUGGUCCCUGGUAACGUCGGGGACAUGGGCGGUAUGAUCGCGAGUGCCAUGGCUGUCUACGGCAAGAUCAGCGAAGGCCAGGCGAAGGCGAUCGCAAAGCAGUCGCUGGGAGUGCCGGCCUCUUCCAACGCCAAGUCUGAACAGGCCCCGUCGGAGGAGAAGGUUCAUGACCCCGCCGUUCAAGAUGUGCUGGAGGGGUUUGACGAGACCACCCAGCAGAAGAACUGAGGGAGCGAAGCAGUCCCGGUGGGUGUCGGAUGUCGUCUGUGUGACUUUACCUAGUCCUGUUGUCUCAUUGCGAUUGAACCUUCUCCAUUUCCGGCUGCUGCAUCUGCCUCCCACCUUACGAAUCUCCGGAUGACCACUUCACUAUUCUUGCCGCCUUGUAACUCUAUGUUUCUAGUUUCUCCGUCCAGGACAGUCUCCCUUUCUUCCCAUGCUUUAGGUGUCCGUUCACGAGGUGCUCCUGGUUGUUGCGAGGAGUCUUUGUCGGCGAUAAUGUACAGUAGACAAAAGCAGAUUGCGGGCGAGUCUUGAG